AUGACACAAGAGAUGACACCAAUUAAGGGAUCACUCGUUACCACAGAUGACGGCGAAGUUGUAAUCAAAAAACAGCGACGGAUUUAUGCGAAGAACUCUUUCGAUCGUUUCGGUGACGACUUGUGUGGACUCAUACUGUCGUACCUCUUGUUCGACGAGCGCUUUGGCUGCGAAUGUGUGUCCAAACAGUUCCAGAGGACUGUCUUCGAGAGUGUUGUCCACAUAACUAUUGACGACAAUUAUGUCAAUACCAGAGCUAACAUUCAAAUGUUGGCCGCAAUUGUACGCAAGUGUUCACACAUUCAUACCAUUGACUGCAGAAAAAUAACCAACAGAUAUACGAAGCAAUUGCCGGAAGCGUUGGCCAUAUUUCGAGACAAUUGUCCGCAUUUGCGGCACAUUUACUGCGAUUUAAAUAAAUAUACGGAUCAAUUGAUGCCAGAGUUCGGACUAAUGGUCACAAGAAUUGGUUGGAUUGAGAAUCGCAAUGAUCAACGGCUCUCUCAGUGCCACCGAUUGUCACAACUCCAGGUUAACGACAUUUCCAAAGUCUUCUCCACAGGAGAACUGUUGGCCAAGAAUUUACAGAGAUUUGAGUUUUCAUACAAUAGUGGAGAUAAUAGACAACUGUUGUCACCAUUCGUGACCGGAAAUCAGUCCCUAAGAAGUGUUAAACUCGAUGUUUGUAACUAUGAAUCUCAUGAGAGUUUGACAGAAGUGACCGAACAGUUGUCACGAUUACCACAAUUACGGGAUUUGGCACUCGAUUUAACACUAAACUACGGCCCGAACUCAUUGGACGUGUUUUUGCGGCCAAUCGGCCAGAAGUGCCCGCAAUUGAAACGAUUGGGACUGAAGUUGGAGUCGAAGAAUACUAUUCGACUUUAUAACCACUCAAUGGAUUCAUUGGGAUGUUAUCGCAGAUUAAAACAUUUGGAUUUAACCAUUAUUUCGGCAAUUUUUGAGCAAUUUCUGGAUCCGUUGAAACUCUGCCACCGAUUAACCCAUUUAUCACUCAAUUCGAGUCAAAUUAAUGACAAUUUAUUUGUCAAUUGUGACAAACAUUGGCCACGACUUCAAUGCUUAUCCAUUGAAAGAACUGAUAUUACAUCCAAUGGUUUGGAUCAUAUCUCAAGACUACCAGCGCUGCAGACACUGGAGUUUGAUUGCUUCCGACUAUUCAGUGGUUUUGUGAUAUCAUACAAAGAGAUGACACCAACAAAGAGAUUACGCGUCACCACAGAGGACACCGAAGACGAAGACAUUCAACAGCCACAGAUGUGCCCAAAGAAGUCAUUUAAUCGUUUCGGUGAUGAUUUGUGUGGACUCAUAUUGUCGUACCUCUCACUCGACGACCGCUUUGUCUGUGAAUGUGUGUCCACACAGUUCCAGAGGACAGUCUUCGAGAGUGUUGUCGACAUCACUCUUCACGACCAGUCUAUGAGAUCGCGGGCUAACGUGAAUGACAUGAAAAUGUUGGCCACAAUUAGCCGCAAGUGUCCACACAUUCAUACCAUUGAUAUAAGAAGAAUAAGUAUCAGAUAUACGAAGGAAUUGUCGGAAGUGUUGGCCAUAUUUCGAGACAAUUGUCGGCAUUUGCGGAACAUUUACUGCUAUUUGGACUUAAAUACGGUUAAAAUGAUGCCAGAGUUCGGACCAAUGGUCACACGAAUUGGCGGUAUUGGGAACUGUCAGAAAGGCAAUCAACGACUCUCUCAUGUCCUCCGAUUGGCCGGACACCAGGUUAACGACAUUCCCAGAGUAGACAUAAGACAAUUGCUUAAUCAUUGUCACCGAUUGUCUCGACUACGGAUCCACACGUUAUUCGAUGUCUUUGACGACACUUUUGAUGAACCAUUUGUGAAGAAUUUGCAGACAAUUGAGUUUUAUAACGAAAUAUCCAAUACUAACCAACAGUUGUCUGCAUUCGUGGAUAAGAAUCAGUCCUUAAGAAGUGUUAAACUCAUUGACAAUAGAUAUCAAACUCACGACAGUCUGACCGAAAUGGCCGAACAGUUGUCACGAUUACCACAAUUACGGCAUUUGGAACUCAAUUUGAGGACAAUGAGUGACCAGAACUCGUUGAACGAAUCUUUGCGGACAAUCGGCCAAAAAUGCCGACAAUUGAAACGAUUAACACUUAGAUUUGAUAAUAAUUAUAAUAACUGCGGAUUAGAAGACCAAUCAUUGGAUUCGUUGAGAUCUUAUCCACGAUUAAAACGUUUGGAUUUAACAAUCUGUGUGGCCAUCGAUUACCUAUUUCUGGAUCCAUUGAAACUCUGUCACGGAUUAACGCAUUUAUCGCUCAAUUGGUCUCAAAUGAAUAUCAUUGAUAAUGUCUGCGAAGACCUGUUGGCCAGAAGUCUUAAACUGAAGUCCAUUGAAAUCCGUAGAAAUAAUGUCUCAAAGUUUUAUUGCCAGAGUGAGAGACAGCGAGACUCGGACUCACAGGUGGAUCAGCAAAACGACAAACACCACAACCAGGAAGUG
Messenger RNA from Medioppia subpectinata, 2490 nucleotides. Lineage: Eukaryota; Metazoa; Arthropoda; Arachnida; Sarcoptiformes; Oppiidae. The record is from the annotation of a GenBank genome assembly.